Penicillium cinerascens is the source of this 1482-nucleotide messenger RNA. Its product is annotated as MFS transporter. The transcript has a single exon. Gene Ontology annotation, biological process: transmembrane transport. Lineage: Eukaryota; Fungi; Ascomycota; Eurotiomycetes; Eurotiales; Aspergillaceae. The record is from RefSeq and is a predicted model, not a curated record. Gene Ontology annotation, molecular function: transmembrane transporter activity. The coding region runs from base 1 to 1482 and encodes 493 amino acids.
AUGGGAUUAUGGAAAUGGCCCGGACGUCAACAUGAAAAGCAGGAGGCUACCCGACCCAAACUCGUGGAGCUAAGGUCAUCGCGAUGGUUUAUUACUAUUGUCGUGUCGUUCGCUGCUGCGACGGAUGUUUUCAUGUAUGGCCUGAUCGUGCCUGUCACCCCCACUGCACUACAGAAUAGGGUACAGCUUCCUGAAGGAAGUAUUCAAGGCUGGGCGUCGAUCCUUCUGGCUUUAAAUGCGGCUGCUUUGUUGGCUUUCUCGCCUAUUUUUGGGUACAUCGCUGAUCGAUCAGAGUCUUGUCGAUUUCUUUAUCUCCUUGGCCUGGUUGCGCUGGGCGCAGCGACGGCCAUGCUGUGUGUUGGGUCGAACAUUGGACUUUGGAUUGCUGGUCGGAUGUUUCAGGGUGCUGCGGCUGCGAUGGUUUGGGCUGUUGGAAUGGCGCUGAUGGUUGAUACUGUUGGGAAAGACGGGCUUGGUCAAGCUUUCGGUUAUGUGUCGAUGGCUGUCAGCUUCGGGGCAGUGGCCGGGCCCCUUCUUGGAGGUGUUCUUUACCAAUAUGGUGGAUACUACGCAGUCUUUGGUAUCGGUUUUGGGUUUAUUGGGCUUGACAUCUUCCUUCGGUGGAUGUUAAUCGAGAGAAAACAAGCGAUCAAAUGGCUCAUGCCGGAUAUGAGGCCACUCGCAGCUGAGCAAGCCUCGCAAAAAGAAGGAGAAAAACCAACAAACCCACCGGCAGUUGGUAAUGGCCCUUGUAAUCGACAGCCCCCAGAAUACCCCCCUUCACGAAGUGCGCUAGGGCUUGUCGCUUUUCUAUUAAGCUCACCCCGUCUCAUCGUGUCCCUAUGGGGAAACCUCAUUAUUGCACUCGCCCUAGCUUCAUUCGAUAGUGUCCUUCCACUAUUCGUGCGAGAUAUGUUCGGAUGGCAGCAAGGUGCCCAGGGGCUGAUAUUCAUCCCGCUUAUGGUACCGCACGUAUUAGGCCCAAUAACAGGGUUCGUCAUCGACAAGUUCCCACGGUCUUGUCGCUACAUUACCACGGGGGCAUUCCUAUCCUCCACACCCGUUAUGGUUUUACUACGACUUGUUACGGAGAAUACUAUGCAGCACAAGGUUCUUUUGUGUGCUCUCCUCGCCCUCCUCGGUGUCUGCUUUUCUUUGGCAUUACCCCCUCUCAAUGCGGAGGUCUUCCAUGCCGUGAAAGAAAAAGAAGACCGGAACCCAGAUAUUUUUGGUCGUGGUGGAGCUAUGGCGCUCGCAUUUGGCCUGUCUAACAUGGGGUGUGCUACUGGAUAUCUUGUUGGGCCCUUCUUUGCUGGCUUCAUUCGUCAGCAGGCUGGCUGGGGAACUAUGGGCUGGGCAUUAGGACUGCUGGCAGGUGUAUCGUCAAUCCCAAUCUUUUUGUUUCUAGGCGGCUGGAUAUUGAGAGAGCCUGUGAGGUCCCAAGGUGAGGCUCAAGUUUCAGAGACCGCCUCUGGUGUUUAA